Molecule: messenger RNA, 7048 nt
Organism: Phyllostomus hastatus (greater spear-nosed bat)
Lineage: Eukaryota; Metazoa; Chordata; Mammalia; Chiroptera; Phyllostomidae
Gene: MAML2
Product: mastermind like transcriptional coactivator 2
Exons: 5
Coding region: 1302-4682 (1126 amino acids)
Biological process (GO): positive regulation of transcription of Notch receptor target; Notch signaling pathway
Cellular component (GO): nucleoplasm; nuclear speck
Molecular function (GO): transcription coactivator activity
Source: RefSeq, a predicted model, not a curated record
UGCUGGCUCUCUCUUUCUCCCUCUCUGUCUCACUCUCUCUCUUUCUCUCCCUCUCCUAUCCGAGCACAAUGAAAGCCUGUGUAUCGCCGUGACUCGGGGCAGUGGAGCCAGUGGUCAGCAAAGCGGCUAACAACAGACGGGAAAGAGAAAGGAAAAUACAAGCUACUUUUUUCCCCCAUCUAUAAAGCGGAGCAAUACAAGAGAUAGAAGCACAUUGCUUAUUGCGAGUCCAGACCCUCAGAUCCACUGGCUGGGAUGGAAUGUACAAAAGUGGACAGAAAAGUGUCUGGACGUGACUCGGUGAAAUUUGCUGGAAGUUUGUAAGUUUGACCAUCGUUUGUAAAUUACUCUCGGAAGAGUUUGUCUCUCUUGAUACUGUAUUAGAAUAGAGCUGGGGGUGAGGAAUAGAAACGUAAGCGGGAGGGGGGAAAUGUGUUGAAGGAUCUUUCUCAGUGGCUAGUGACUUCAGACUGCCUUCAUUUAAGGCUAGGAAACAGAAGGAAUGAGGAUUUCACCGGUGAUUGGAUUAGCUGAAGAGAAAAGCAUGGUCCAAAAGUCCAGUUACUGACAUUGUUAACAAUUGAGAAGCCGUCUCCCUCUUUUGGGAGAAGACAUCCCACUGUCCCCAAAGAGGAGAAAACACCGGAACGAAGGGAAAGGGAGGAGAAAUUAAAAGCCAAAAGACAGUCUCUCUUGAUUUUUGUGUUUUCAACACUGACUUCAAAAACCUUCUAAAACAGCACUUAUUUUUUAACCUGAGGAAAAGUAAAGGCUGCGGGUUACAUAGACCGGGUAGCAAUGCGUUUCUCAACAGAAACAUCUCCGUAAAGAAUUUCUGAAACAACUAGGUGAGGGGGAGUCCAGCUCUCUAUUAAUACCUCUCUCAAUUCCCUUUGCUGGCUCUUUCUGUCUCUGGCUUGACAAUCCCUGAAUUCUUGCUCUAACCCCCACAUUGUAGGUUGACACAGUACCUAGUGGCUCUCGUCAGCUUGGUGGGGGUGGGGGGACCCCGCCAACUCUGUCCAACUUCUCUAGAGCUGUCAAAUGCAAUUCGAGUAAGUUGAUCAGAGUUCGUUUCCAACUUAUCCUCUGCAAUUGGUUUCUAUUCGUGUUCCUCAUCCUCUUUCUACCAACACCCCUCCCCCACACCUCCUCCACCGCACCCCCAACCUCUGAAGACCUCUAUUCAUGUGGCCCUGAACACUGAGCUCACAUUGUCAAAACAGAUUUUCCUGCAAUAGCCAGCAGUAGCCUCCUUCCACCUCACCAUCCCAGAGGCAGCAAUCAUUGUGUCCACCAAGAUGGGGGACACAGCGCCCCCACAGGCCCCCACAGGAGGGCUAGGAGGGGCCCCUGGGGCGGGGCUCCCUGGAGGGGGUUCAGUCACCCCAAGAGUGCACAGUGCUAUUGUGGAGCGCCUCCGGGCUCGGAUCGCCGUCUGCCGCCAGCACCACCUGAGCUGUGAAGGACGCUAUGAACGUGGUAGAGCUGAGAGCUCAGACCGGGAGAGAGAGAGCACCUUGCAGCUCCUGAGCCUUGUCCAGCAUGGCCAGGGGGCAAGGAAGACUGGCAAACACACCAAGGCCACUGCGGCUGCUACCACCACUGCAGCCCCUCCACCGCCCCCUGCUGCCCCGCCUAUAGCUUCCCAAGCGUCAGCGACAGCAGCCCCACCACCCCCACCAGACUAUCACCAUCACCACCAGCAGCACCUGCUGAACAGUAGCAAUAGUGGUGGUGGUAGUGGGAUCGAUGGAGAGCAGCAACCACCAGCUUCAACCCCAGGAGACCAGAGGAACUCAGCCCUGAUUGCGCUCCAGGGUUCCUUGAAAAGAAAACAGAUAGUUAACCUGUCUCCUGUCAACAGCAAGAGGCCCAAUGGAUUUGUCGACAACUCGUUCCUUGAUAUCAAAAGAAUCCGUGUUGGGGAGAACCUCCCUGUAGGACAAGGGGGCCUCCAAGUAAAUAAUGGACAAAGUCAGAUUAUGUCAGCGACCUUGCCCAUGAGCCAAGCUACCCUGAGAAAGACUAACAAUCUGCCUCCCCAUACACAUUCUCCUGGCAAUGGCAUGUUUAACAUGGGCUUAAAAGAAGUGAAGAAGGAACCAGGAGAGACUCUGUCUUGCAGUAAGCACAUGGAUAACCAAAUGACCCAGGAGAAUAUUUUUCCUAACAGGUACGGAGAUGACUCUGGAGAGCAACUGAUGGAUCCUGAACUGCAGGAACUGUUCAAUGAACUGACCAACAUAUCUGUGCCUCCUAUGAGUGACCUUGAGCUGGAGAACAUGAUCAAUGCUACCAUAAAGCAGGAUGAUCCAUUUAACAUUGACUUGGGGCAGCAAAGCCAGAGGAGCACUCCCAGGCCCUCCUUGCCUAUGGAGAAGACAGUGAUCAAAAGUGAAUACUCCCCUGGUCUGACCCAGGGUCCGUCAGGCUCUCCUCAGUUGAGGCCACCAUCAACUGGCCCUGUAUUCUCCAUGGCCAGCUCAGCUCUGUCCACUUCAUCCCCAGUUCCUUCAGUCCCUCAGAGCCAGGCUCAGCCUCAGACAGCCUCAGGGGCAAGCCGGGCCCUGCCAAGCUGGCAGGAAGUAUCCCAUGCCCAACAGCUCAAACAGAUAGCUGCCAACCGUCAGCAGCAUGCCCGGAUGCAGCAGCACCAGCCUACUAACUGGUCAGCCUUGCCCUCUCCUGCUGGGCCAUCUCCAGGUCCAUUUGGGCAGGAGAAAAUCCCAAGCCCUUCUUUUGGUCAGCAGCCAUUCAGCCCCCAGACCUCCCCCAUGCCUGGGGUAGCCAGUGGCAGCAGCCAGCCGAAAGUCAUGGCUAACUACAUGUAUAAGGCCAGCCCCUCAGCCCAGGGAGGGCACCUGGAUGUACUCAUGCAGCAGAAGCCUCAGGAUCUCAGUCGAAAUUUUAUUAACAGCUCACACACAGCCAUGGAGCCCCGUCUUGGCAACACCAAGCCUUUGUUCCAUUUUAACUCAGAUCAAGCAAACCAACAGAUGCCUUCUGUUUUGCCUUCUCAGAACAAGCCUUCUCUCCUACACUACACGCAGCAGCAGCAGCAGCAGCAGCAGCAGCAGCAGCCGCCACAGAGCUCAAUUUCAGCUCAGCAGCAACAACAGCAGCAGCAGCAACAACGACAACAACAGCAGCAGCAGCAGCAGCAACAGCAGCAACAACAGCAGCAGCAGCAGCAGCAGCAGCAGCAGCCACCCCCACCCACCCAACCUCUGUCAAACCAGCCUUUGCUAAGGUCGCCCUUGCCACUUCAGCAAAAGAUCCUACUUCAGAAAAUGCAGAAUCAGCCUAUCACGGGACUGGGAUACCAAGUCUCCCAACAACACAGACAGGAUCAACACUCUGUGGUAGGCCAGAACACAGGCCCCAGUCCAAGUCCCAACUCCUGUUCAAAUCCAAGCACUGGAAGUGGUUACAUGAACUCCCAGCAAUCACUGCUGAAUCAGCAAUUGAUGGGAAAGAAACAAACUCUACAGAGGCAGAUCAUGGAGCAGAAACAGCAACUUCUCCUGCAGCAGCAGAUGCUGGUGGAUGCGGAGAAAAUUGCUCCACAAGAUCAGAUAAACAGACAUUUGACAAGGCCACCCCCAGAUUACAAAGACCAAAGAAGAAAUGUGGGUAACAUGCAACCAACUGCCCAGUAUUCUGGUGGCUCAUCAACAGUGAGUUUAAACUCUAACCAGACUUUGGCAAACCCAGUCUCAACACACAGCAUUUUAACUCCAAACUCCAGCCUCAUGUCUACUUCCCAUGGAACAAGAAUGCCAUCAUUAUCCACAGCAGUUCAGAACAUAGGGAUGUAUGGAAACAUGCCAUGCAACCAACCUGGCACAUACAGCAUCUCUUCAGGAAUAAAUCAGCUGACCCAACAAAGGAACCCAAACCAACUGAUAACAAAUCAGAACAACCCUCUAAUGCCACGACCACCUAACUUAGGGCCAAGUAGUAAUAAUAACGUGGCUACUUUUGGAGCUGGACCUGUUGGCAAUUCACCACAACUGAGACCAAAUUUAACCCAUACUAUGGCAAGCAUGCCAGCACAGAGAGCAGCGAAUGUAAUGAUCACAUCCAACACAACAGCACCUAACUGGGCCUCCCAAGAAGCAGCAACCAAACAGCAGGAAGCCCUGAAGUCCACAGGAGUCCGCUUCCCCACUGGUACACCUGCAGCCUAUACUCCAAACCAAUCAUUGCAACAAGCAGUGGGUAGCCAACAAUUUUCCCAGAGAGCAUUGGCUCCUCCUAAUCAGAUAACACCAGCAGUGCAAAUGAGACCCAUAAACCAAAUGGGCCAGACAUUGAAUGGACAAACCAUAGGUCCACUCAGAAGUCUGAAUCUCAGACCCAAUCAGCUAAGCACACAGAUUUUACCCAAUUUGAACCAGUCAGGAACGGGGCUGAGUCAGUCAAGGACAGGCAUAAGCCAGCCACCGUCUCUGACACCUGGCAGUUUUCCUUCACCCAACCAAAGUUCAAGGGCUUUUCAAGGAACUGACCAUGGCAAUGACUUAGCUUUUGACUUUCUCAACCAACAGACUGAUAACAUGGGCCCUGCCCUAAACAGUGAUGCUGAUUUCAUUGAUUCUUUAUUGAAGACAGAGCCUGGUAACGAUGACUGGAUGAAAGACAUCAAUCUUGAUGAAAUCUUGGGGAACAACUCCUAAAGGAGAAAAGGGAGACAAUUCACCAACUCCAAGCACUAAAAGGCAGUAUUUUACAAGGACUCUGGAAAGGCUAACAGUUGACUUUUAGUAGGACUACCUGAAGGUACCACGGCUUAAAAGUGGAAAGCAGAAAGUAACUAUGGGGAUGAACGUUUUGGUCCAAAAUGCUCAUUUUAAAUCUCAAACCUGAAAGUAAAACAUUGGGAUCACUUCUCCCUGUCUAAACUCCAGGACACAGUAUCUAAUUUAUCCAAACAGAACUGUGAUGUUGAUGUGUAAUUAGCUGUGUAAAAUAGGCUCCCCAAGCUCCUCUUCUCCUUGAAAGAAAAGUAAUACAACUUUUAGCUUGUUUAAACUCCAUGUCAUGCAGAGGUAUUAGUUCCAAUUAACAAACAACAAAUUCCUUAAUUUGCUCUAAUAUAUAUGUGUGGUUUCAUCUGUCCACUUUAUCUUUUCAUUUAGUUUCCCCAAAACUCCCUAGAUUGAAAUGUUACAGGUAUGGAUUAACCAAACACUGUCUGAAGUAAAGAAAAGCUGAAGAAACUAGAGGACAUCCAGUGAAUUUUUGAAUACCUUCCCCAGAUUCACCGCUUACUUUUUCAGUUUUCCCACCUAUCCUCUACUUCAGUAAGAUGCUGUAUUUAGUGAUGAGACAUGAAUGCAGAGCUAUCCAACUCUGUCUGGGUUUCUACAACCAAUUUCCAUGUCUAUUUCCAAGUCUUAGAUGCAAUCACAACUUGUCCAAGUCAUACUGAAAUAUUACUGCACAUAUGUCUGGAUCAGACUUCACUAUUUAAAAAAGAAAGCACCCCAUUGGACAUUGCUGUCUAGGAGCUUUAUUUGGCCACAGAUAACAUGGGGUAUUGUGUGUUAUAAUGGUCCCUGCUGGUUAGUUCCCAAGCUGAGUGAAAUUGGGUCUGGUCCUCCCUGAUUAUUUUGAUGACCAGAGACUGAUUGGUAAGAAAAGAAAGUUUGGAGGUCAAAACUGAGGUUAGAAGGUAUCAUGUUUUGGUUGAAGACAAGAAGCAAAAGAUCAGACCAGGGAUGGUGGGUAUGGGUGGGUACAAGUCUACUUCGUAGGCUUUGAAGGAAAGCAUAACUGAGAGAGAAAAUAAUCUGUCCUUAUUUAGACAUAUUGUAUCGGUAAACAGCUACAUGGAGUGUGAUCUGUUAGUACCAACAGUCUAUUCAGUCUUCUGUCCCUGAAGUGAUGAGUCAUUGCCACGUGCUAGAUGGACCCUUCGUAUCCAAGUUUUCUCCCUCAGGGUUCAGCACUGUAUCAAAGAAAGAGUUGGUGAGUCAUGUAACCUCAGUGCCCACAUACAGAUCAGCUGUGACAUGGGGAAGCUGUAGGCUGAUUUGAGAUGGAUGCGAAAUAUCACUAUCAUUUUCCUCAUUACAGAGGAACACAGGUUAGCUUCAGCUUUUUAGUUACAGGUGUAUACUCACAUAUUCAAUUAUUAAAUGUAAUUUAACUGAAGUCAUUUAAUAACUAAAAUUUUAAGUAUCUGUUCUUAAAAAAACACAUUUUGACAGUUCUGAAGAACCCUCUCCUAAUCUUUAAAAUGUCUAGAAGCACUCUUUUUUACACAAUACCAACAUCAGUGGCCCAGAAUCUUUUCUGUGCUAGGUUGUAAAUAUGAAUAAAUUACUUGUUUUGUAAACUUUUGUAAAGAAUAUUUUGGUAGAAAUACUUAAAACAUAUUCUUUGGGUUAUAUUUAUACUUAUGUGAAAUAAAUAUACUAUCAAAAGGUUAUAUUUUAUACAAAAAGUAAAUUGUUACCUUUUGUAUGCUAAUAUACAAAGUUUUGUAUAAUAUGAUGGUUUAUUUUUAGCUCUACACUUAAUCCAUAGGUGGUCAAGUGGAAACUUUUAAAAACUAUCAAGAAGCUUGUUAGACAAAUUUAUAUUCUGAAACCUCAGUAAGAAAGCAUUCCAGGUUUCAAUCUUUCCUUUUUUUUAAUUCUGAAAUUCUUUUUUAAACCCAUAGUUCUUGUGUCUUGUUUGAUUAUUCUGCUGUGCACAUUGUAUUGGUCCUUGUUGCAUGUGGUCCUACUGUGUGUUUUCCCAUUUUAUAGAACAGUGUUUCUCCAUGCAAAAAUGUAAGGAAAAAGUAUGUACAUAUAAACACUUUUAUUUUAUAGCUCCUUCAUGUUACUGUAUAUAUCUGCCAGCACUUCCCAGUUACACGCCCAUGAUUCAGCUUAUUUUUACCCUAACAUAAAUAGUUCGUUUUGUAGUAGGUAUCAAAUUUAAGAGAUAAAGCAAUCAAAAUGUUUGGAUUUUCUUCUAUCUUAAUGUGAAUUUUAUAAUUGAUGUCUAUUUAUUCAGCUAUUCAUUAAAAUACAGGAUUCUUUGGAAAAAA